CCUGCCACCCUCCACCCGCCGGGGGCUCUCCUACCUCGCCAUGCCGCCGUGGGGCGCCGCCCUCGCCCUGCUCCUGGCCGCGCUCGCACUGCUUGGCCUGCUGGCCCCGCGGCUGCGGCGCGCCGUCGGAGCGAGGACUCUGCCGGGAGCCCGCGGCCAGGACCACGAGAAGGAGGCGGACGGCCGAGGGGCCGCGGCCCCAUUCAGCGACGGACGGGAGCCGCUGCCCGGCGGGUGCAGGCUCCUCUGUAAACCGUCGGCGCUGGCCCAGUGCCUGCUGAGCGCCUUGCGACGCUCGACUGCGCUGGAGCCGCGCCCGCGCUCCUGGCUCUCGGGGCCCCACCUGCAGACCCUCUGCCACUUCGUGCUGCCGGUAGGGCCGGGGCCUGAGCUGGCCAGGGAGUACCUGCAGUUAGCGGACGACGGGCUGGUGGCCCUGGACUGGGUCGUGGGACCUUGUCCCCGGGGCCGGCGGGUCACCAACGCCGGCGGCCUCCCCGCGGUGCUGCUGGUGAUCCCCAAUGCAUGGGGGCGCCUCACUCGCAACGUGCUCGGCCUCUGCCUGCUCGCCCUGGAGCGCGGCUACUACCCGGUCAUCUUCCACCGCCGCGGCCACCACGGCUGCCCGCUGGUCAGCCCCCGGCUGCAGCCUUUCGGGGACCCGUCCGACCUCAAGGAGGCGGUCACUUACAUCCGCUUCCGACACCCGGCGGCCCCUCUGUUCGCGGUGAGCGAGGGCUCGGGCUCGGCGCUUCUGCUAUCCUACCUGGGUGAGUGCGGCUCCUCCAGCUAUGUGACCGGAGCCGCCUGCAUCUCGCCCGUGCUGCGCUGCCGCGAGUGGUUUGAGGCCGGCCUGCCCUGGCCCUACGAGCGGGGCUUUCUGCUCCACCAGAAAGUGGCCCUCAGCAGGUACGCCUCGGCCCUGCAGGACACCGUGGACACCCACAGACUGUUCAGGAGCCGCUCCCUGCGCGAGUUUGAGGAGACCCUCUUCUGCCACACCAAGAGUUUCCCCAUCAGCUGGGACACCUACUGGGACCACAACGACCCCCUCCGGGACGUGGAUGAAGCCGCUGUGCCUGUGCUGUGUAUCUCUAGCGCCGACGACCCUGUGUGCGGGCCCCCAGACCACUUUCUGCCCACGGAACUGUUUCACAACAACCCCUACUUCUUCCUCCUGCUCAGUCACCACGGAGGCCACUGCGGCUUCCUGCGCCAGGAGCCCUUGCCAGCCUGGAGCCAUGAGGUCAUCUUGGAGUACUUCCGGGCCUUGACUGAGUUCUUCCGAACGGAAGAGAGGAUGAAAGGGCUGAGCAGGCACCGGGCUUCGUUCCUGGGGGGCCGGCGUCGCUGGGGAACCCUGCAGAAAAGGGAGGCCUCUCCCUCUUCCAAUCUGGACGAGAUCUUUAGCUGGAAGCGAUCGUAUACGAGGUGAGACCUGUCCCAAGAACAGAGCUGGGCAUGCCACGAGUCCUGAAACGGCCGUGAGGACGGAAGGGGGCCUGCAGCUGGAGGCCUUUGCCGCUGAUUCGGCCCCCUCUCUCCUAGACUGGUCUGUGGAAAGACAUGGAACUUCCAGCAAGCUGGUGCUCACUUUACCCUGAGAACACUCCUGCCCCAGGCUUUGCUCAACACAUUCCAGCUCUUCCUGGUCCGCAGCUGGGCUGUCACUGUCACGCUCUCCAGUCACCGACCUCCUAAGCCAAAGAAUAGCACCCUUUGAGUCUAUGGACUCGAGAAAAUGCUCUGUCCCUAGCGAGGACCCUAGAGAAAAUGGGUGUAUGUGCGUCAUCGGGAAGCUCUGUCCCACAUAAAUAAUCAGCCCUCCGACCCUGAUUCUCAAGCUGGAGCCACUCAGUGUCGGGAGGACAGGAUGUUUGUGUCUCAGUCCCACUUCCCUCAUUCGGUUCUGUGGUUGUGGCACUCUGCUGACUUCAUGCUGCGGCCGCCGUGGAAGCAGCCUCCUAGAGCCGCGGGGCUGCGUCAGUCUUGCGUGAGUGUGCGAAAGGCGGCCGAGGCAGUAAGUGCGGUGCCGAGGCUGGGCUGGUGAGGACCUCAAGGUACAGAGUGUGUCCGUCGUCUGCAAGCCUGAGGUCUGGUCUUCCAGACCAGUCCUGCGGAUCUUGGUUGGGCUGAUCCGGGGCUUCAGGCUAGGGUUUCAAGCCUAGGGAGAUCUUCAGGAUGAUUUUAGGAAGAGGGAGUCCUCGCACACAGGGUCCGCCAGCCUCUGGGGCACUCUGGCUGCUCCCUCCAGUACCGUUCCUGGAGAUUACUCCAGAAAGUCCUAACCAGGGCUGGUUUUCUUCUGCCGUGCGGGCUUCUCCUAGGUGGUGAAGAGUAUAAACCUGCUAUCCUUGGUGUUUUCUGGGUCGUUGCCCUCUUUUCUGACACUACUUCUAGCCUCUUCCUUUCCAGAGCCUGGAGAGACAUCUGGGACCAGAGAAAACAAAAGUGCAAGAGGUUGGCAAGCGCUUACUCAGUGACAUGAAUAUUUCACAUUACCAUGCUUUUUCUGCUCAAUUUAUUCAAAAGGCUAUCCGUGUCAAUGUAGAAAAGGCUUCUUCCUGGAUCUGGCCACUCAGGGGCUGGUUUUAUGGUGUUUGGUUUUGUGAGGAAUAAUGCUGAAGAUCAGUAAAGCAAAGCAUGGCAUGGAUUGAUCCCCACAUCCUGGUUUCAAUUAGGCCAUUAAACAUUAUCAUAGGACAUCUAGUUCUAGGUGUUGCUACGAAGUUUUAUUUUAAUUUGUCAUCAAGAAAGAAGACACCUGUUAUAACAGGAAGCUCCCUCCUGGCCUCACAAACAGCAAACCAAUUUUAAAGAGGAGAGAUGUUAUCAAAAGCCAUGUCCUGUGGCUCGGUAUGAGGAAUUCCAGGGGCCAUAAUUUCAGGUUUGGAUAAUCUUAGUCCAACCAUGUUCUAGAUCAAAUAGGCAGAAACUAGGGCGCCUGGGUGGCUCAGUGGUUAAGCAUCUGCCUUCGGCUCAGGUCAUGA
Molecule: messenger RNA, 2990 nt
Organism: Callorhinus ursinus (northern fur seal)
Lineage: Eukaryota; Metazoa; Chordata; Mammalia; Carnivora; Otariidae
Gene: ABHD15
Product: abhydrolase domain containing 15
Biological process (GO): lipid metabolic process
Molecular function (GO): monoacylglycerol lipase activity; short-chain carboxylesterase activity
Source: RefSeq, a predicted model, not a curated record